GAGGUUCGAUUCAGUGGGCCUGGCGGGUCCGGAGACGCCUGGCGGUUGUUAACGCGCGCUUUGGGAAGAGGAAGGUUGAAGCGGGAGUGCUAGGGCCCGGAUUCACUUCUGCUGUUCUUUCCAGCUCUUCCUGGUAUUCCCCUCCCAAGCUCGGGUCUUUUACUUGUCCUGCCUGGACCCCUGCUCGACCUCCCCCAGUCUGGGCCUGGCUUUCGCGCUCCAGACCUGGGAAAAACCCCUUCGGACUCGGCGCCUCGUCCUCCCCACGCCUUGGAUUUUCACCCCGGGCCCCCUCGCCUGGCCUGUGAUUUCUUCCCCACCCCCGCAACUACCCCCUGCCGUCACGUCCAUCUGGGACCAUUAUCCCGACUCCACUCUGCCCAGUCUGGUACUCCAUCUUUCUCUCCCCCGUCCCCUCCCCCACCCCAGAUCUUUACUCACCUUUGCUUGGAUACUUCCUCUGUGGCCUGCUCUUCCGCCUCGCCUAACUGGCGACCGACACUCUUACAGUUUUGGCCCAAACUCCAGCCUCUAGCUGGAUUCCCUCCAUCCCUGCUCCGUCUUUAAUUAGCCCAUGCUUUCGAUAAUACAGCAGCCUGCUUUAACCGGCCAUAGUUCUGCAUUCUCAGCUGCUGGGUGCCUUUGAUCUUUGUCUGAUGGGUACUUGACGUUUUAUGCUCCUGAGCCCAGGAUGAGGAAGAGCUUAGCUCCUAGCCAGCUGGCCAAGAGAAAACCGGAAGGCAGACCUGGUGAUGAUGAAGACUGGCAGCCUGGGACAGUGACUCCCAAGAAACGGAAAUCCAGCAGUGGGACUCAGAGCCAGGAGUGUUUCCUGUCUCCUUUUCGGAAACCUUUGAUUCAACUAACCAAUCGACCACCCUGUCUGGAUAGUAGUCAACAUGAAGCCUUUAUUCGAAGCAUUUUGUCAAAGCCUUUUAAGAUCCCCAUUCCAAAUUAUCAAGGUCCUCUGGGCUCUCGGGCAUUGGGCCUCAAAAGGGCUGGGGUCCGCCGGGCCCUCCACGACCCCUUGGAAGAAGGUGCCUUGGUUUUGUACGAGCCUCCCCCGCUGAGCGCCCAUGACCAGCUGAAGCUUGACAAGGAAAAACUCCCUGUCCAUGUGGUUGUUGAUCCUGUCCUCAGUAAGGUCUUGCGGCCUCAUCAGAGAGAGGGAGUGAAGUUCCUGUGGGAGUGCGUCACAAGCCGGCGUGUCCCGGGCAGCCACGGCUGCAUCAUGGCCGACGAGAUGGGCCUGGGCAAGACGCUACAGUGCAUCACGCUGAUGUGGACGCUUCUGCGCCAGAGUCCAGAGUGCAGACCAGAAAUUGACAAGGCAGUGGUGGUGUCACCCUCCAGCCUAGUGAAGAACUGGUACAAUGAAGUUGGGAAAUGGCUUGGAGGGAGGAUCCAACCUCUGGCCAUUGAUGGAGGCUCUAAGGACGAGAUAGACCAAAAGCUGGAAGGAUUCAUGAACCAGCGUGGAGCCCGAGUGCCUUCUCCCAUCCUCAUCAUUUCCUAUGAGACAUUCCGCCUUCAUGUUGGAGUCCUCCAGAAAGGGAGUGUUGGGCUGGUCAUCUGUGACGAGGGACACAGACUUAAGAACUCUGAGAAUCAGACUUACCAGGCACUGGACAGCUUGAACACCAGCCGGCGGGUGCUUAUCUCCGGGACCCCCAUCCAGAAUGAUCUCCUUGAAUAUUUCAGCUUGGUACAUUUUGUUAAUUCAGGCCUUCUGGGAACUGCCCAUGAGUUCAAGAAGCAUUUUGAGUUGCCAAUUUUGAAGGGUCGAGAUGCAGCUGCCAGUGAGGCGGACAGACAGCUAGGAGAGGAGCGGCUGCGGGAGCUCACCAGCAUUGUGAAUAGGUGUCUGAUACGGAGGACAUCUGAUAUCCUGUCUAAAUAUCUGCCUGUGAAGAUUGAGCAGGUGGUUUGUUGCAGGCUGACACCCCUUCAGACUGAAUUAUACAAGAGGUUUCUGAGACAGGCCAAGCCAGCCGAAGAGUUGCGUGAGGGCAAGAUGAGUGUGUCUUCCCUUUCUUCCAUCACCUUACUAAAGAAGCUUUGUAAUCAUCCAGCUCUAAUCUAUGACAAGUGUGUGGAAGAGGAGGAUGGCUUUGAAGGUGCUUUGGAAAUAUUCCCCCCUGGUUAUAGCUCCAAGGCUCUAGAGCCCCAGCUGUCAGGUAAGAUGCUGGUCCUUGAUUACAUUCUGGCAGUGACCCGAAGCCGCAGCAGUGACAAAGUAGUGCUGGUGUCCAAUUACACUCAGACAUUGGACCUCUUCGAGAAGCUCUGCCGGGCCCGAAGGUACUUGUAUGUCCGCUUGGAUGGCACAAUGUCCAUUAAGAAGCGAGCCAAGGUUGUGGAGCGCUUUAACAAUCCACUGAGCCCUGACUUUGUCUUCAUGCUCAGCAGCAAAGCUGGAGGCUGUGGCCUCAAUCUCAUUGGGGCUAACCGACUGGUCAUGUUUGACCCUGACUGGAACCCGGCCAAUGAUGAACAAGCCAUGGCCCGGGUGUGGCGUGAUGGUCAGAAGAAGACCUGCUAUAUCUAUCGCCUGCUGUCUGCAGGAACCAUUGAGGAGAAGAUCUUCCAGCGCCAGAGCCACAAGAAGGCACUGAGCAGCUGCGUGGUGGAUGAGGAGCCGGAUGUGGAGCGGCACUUCUCUCUGGGCGAGCUGAAGGAGCUGUUUACCCUGGAUGAGGCUAGCCUUAGUGACACACAUGACAGGUUGCGCUGCCGCCGCUGUGUCAACAACCACCAGGUCCGGCCAGCCCCCGAUGGUUCUGACUGUACUUCAGACCUGGCUCAGUGGAACCAUAACACCGAUAAGCGGGGGCUCAAGGAUGAGGUACUCCAGGCUGCCUGGGAUGCUGCCUCCACGGCCAUCACAUUCGUCUUCCACCAGCGUUCUCAUGAGGAGCAGCGGGGCCUCUGCUGAUAAACCAGUUGGUCUGGGUGUAGCUGUUAGAGGAAGGAGACAGGGAAAAAGGGGCUCCUUGCCCCAUAGGACCCUACUCAAUUUUGUUCUCUGGGACAAAAAUCAUCAAGGAUUGCUGCAUGAUGUUUGCCCAAAGUUUAUUUUAUAAGAAAAACUUUUUUGGUUAAAAAAAAAGAAAGGAAUAAAGGUAUGAAAGGGACUGAGGCCUGGGAGCAGCAUGGUAAGCCCAGCGGAGAAGAGGCCUGGUAGUUGACACUCCUAAACUUCUCUAAAGCCUGGAUACCUGCUUGAGGAGAGAAAGCAGGAACCUCGGGCAGGGGGAGGGGAGCCGUCCUCAGUGACUGAUGAGCACUGUAACCUGCCCCAGGGUUCCCAGAGUACUGGGUAAGGGGCCCAAAGGCUCUAUACCCAGUUGUGGGAAUGCCUUUGCUGAGCCCCAUCAAGGCCUCCAGGACCUCAGUGCAAGGGAAGAAGGAAAAAAGAGAAAAAAAGGUGGCAGAAAGAGAAAGACAGAAUUGGUGUUUGGGAGUUCUGGGCAGCCCAUGUCACAGCCCGUGUCUCAGCCCCUGCAAGCCGAUGGUACUGAGCAUGGGCCUAUGAAGCCUGGGCCCCAUCACAUGGUGCUGACAUAAUCUGCGAAGGCCUGGGAUGAGUCCCACGAGUCGCUAACCACGUGGCAAGUGGCCCGGAGCCGCCGAAUGGCUUCCCUGGCUGUGACUGCAUCCUGGUCCAGCCAGUUCUGGAAGAGGCGCAGGUGACCAAAGGCUCCACGGCCCCAGCGCUCCAGCCGCUUGGCGAACUCCAGAAGGCCAUCUGGCUUGAUGCAGUUGGAACUGGUAGGGGUGAGAUGGAUUAGACACCCAGGAAACAACUAAUCCCUGUAUCCCUGCAGCUCCAUCCCUUGUCCCUUCCUCCUCCCCAUGUACCUGAUGUCCAGCUGACACAGAGAGGAGGAUGAAUCCUCUGAGAAAACAUCUGCCAGGGCAAGCAGGCCAGCAUUCCCUGGGGAGAAGGGGAGAAAUGUCUGUGACCACCCAAGAACAGAACAAGGGUGUCCCAACCCAGUUCUGAUCGGGAGAAGCCCAGCCUCCUGAAGCUCCAGCACACAACUAUAUUCCAGCCCCCACGUUCCCAGUGGAGAGGCCUGUGCCCUCCUCCACGGAGGCUCUACGUCACGUACUGGCUCCUUCCCCCUGUCCCUUCCCAGGGCCCUGCCCCCACCCAGGCGGUUCCCUGGCAGCCGGAGGCCCUUCAGUGUGGAGUUGCCCUUCAUAGCAGCAACCAUCUCAGGCAGAAAUUGGGCCGGGCGCUUCUCAAACAGACGGCAGAAGGAGAAGGUAAUCUCUGUCAAGAGAAAUUAGAAUAAAUUCUGAUGGCUAACAUUAGGACUUAGUGCUGCCCCUCCUGCCCCAAUUGGCCCUAGCAAGGGGUAUGAAUGUUUUUAUAGAAGCCCAGAAAGAGAAGGGAAUUUGCACAAGACCCCAAAGCAAGACUGGAACUAAAUCAGAUUCAAACGAGAAACUGAGCCCAGAUAUUCACUGUUGGGAGGUUUUCUACAUGAACAGUUCUCUGUUUAAUUUUUUCUCCUCUGUCCACUGACUGCCUUCUAUGCAGGGGUGGGCAUCAGGGGCAAGUCUGAAAGGGGAGCCUGACCCAGCAUAUUUAUCCUUAUCCACCAUUAUUUCUGUCAGCCACUGAAAGGUAAGAAAAACUUGAGUGAGGCACUCUAAAAGUGAGUAAUUUUCUUGUGUUUAGUAUAGGAGGAAUUGAGUUUGGGACCGAUUUUAGAAGGGAGAUCAUGCAGCUUCUAUCGCCAUUGUAUAGUUGAGUAUAUAAGGCCAAGAAAAGGAUAGUGGCUUGCUCAUUCAGUGAGACAGUGGCAGAGCCACAGUGAAGACCCAGGAAUGCCCCUGGUUCUGGAUGAAGAACUUACCUUGAAGAGUCAGAUUCUGUAGCAAAAAGAGCACCUCGCUCUGACAGUCAGCCAGAUUCAUGUCGUGAAAGCUCAGCCUCUUCAGGGCUAGGUUGUACUCUGCAGGGGGGCAGAGGCCAUGGGCCUUAACGUUCCCAAAGAACGAUACAAGGCCUCCUACCCUCCCUUUACCAGUCUAGCUGGGUCCUACCUUUGAGUGUCUGUAACACAAGCCCAAAAUCUUGGGGAGAGGCAAAGGUGGCACUAUCCAGAGACAGCUGCUGCAGAGAACCUGAGGCCUUCAGUACAGAGCAGAGCAGUGGGGCUGGUUGGGCUCCCCGUGGAAAUCCCAUCUCCAGCUGUUCCAGGCAGUUUUCUGGAUACAGUAAGGAGAAAAGAUUCUAGUUGAUCCUCUCCCUUCUAAUCCCAUAGCAGGUGCCAUCCUGUUCUUUAUAAAGAUUCACUAAAAAAUUUCAUCUACUUGUCAUUGAGUACACACUAUACAUUAGGUACUGUGCUAGGUUCUGGGAACAGCACUAAAUGAGAUUUAGUCCUUGCCCUUUUGGAACUUUUAGUCCAGAAAGACUAGACUACUCAGAUAAGCAAACAUGAGUGUGCCGAGUGGUGACAUAGGAAACAUACAGGAUCUAAGGGAACAGAAAGAAGAGGGUCCUAGAUGGCCUUUUUAGAGACUAAUCUGUCAUGGUCACUUCCUACUGGGCUUACAGUGGUCUGGGCCCUCUCCAAGCCAUGGCUAUCUCUGAACAGCAGGCUAUAAAGAGGGAAUGGAUUUCAUUCCCUCUUUAAGGAAUGAGUGGUGCCAGGCCUGUAUUAGCGGUCUUCCCACCUUCCUCACACAAAUGCACCUGCACAUUUGUGUGGACACACACACAUACACACACAGUGGUUCACCUGGUAUCUCCUCAUCUCCAAUUAUGUGGCUAGGGGGCCCUGCAUUCCCUGGCACAGCAGGGUUGUCCCUCUGGCUGGGGUGGUCAACACGGAUAGAGAGGACCCGCAGUAGGGGCAGGGCUCGCACAAUGGCACGUGUCAGCUCCAGGAUGGGCAGUGGUGAGAACAGAUCACUGAGAUGCAGGGCACGGAGGCGGCAUCCAGCCUGGCCUGACAGGGCCCGCAGACUGUCCAGCAGGCGGAAGAUGUUAGAGCCCAGGCCUAUAGCAGGAAAGAAGUUAGGUCAGUCAUGUGGGAGUGUCAGCAGGAAUAAAUUUCAGAGACAACUCCAGAUAUUUCUGUUGAUAACUACCAAAUCUCUUGAGCUUUGGAUCAGGUUAUUUAAAAUCAUUUGUCUCAACUA
Molecule: messenger RNA, 6162 nt
Organism: Ailuropoda melanoleuca (giant panda)
Lineage: Eukaryota; Metazoa; Chordata; Mammalia; Carnivora; Ursidae
Gene: RAD54L
Product: RAD54 like
Exons: 18
Coding region: 692-2935 (747 amino acids)
Biological process (GO): reciprocal meiotic recombination; double-strand break repair via synthesis-dependent strand annealing
Cellular component (GO): nucleus
Molecular function (GO): DNA translocase activity; ATP binding
Source: RefSeq, a predicted model, not a curated record